This is a messenger RNA of Protopolystoma xenopodis, 2650 nucleotides long. The record is from the annotation of a GenBank genome assembly. Lineage: Eukaryota; Metazoa; Platyhelminthes; Monogenea; Polystomatidea; Polystomatidae.
CUGUUGGGAUAUUAGUUUAAAGAGCAGUCUUGCUCUUGCUGUUGUUCAUUUUGUGUUGGUUGUGUAUCUCAUGAUUAAUUUUUCUCGUGCAACAUUUAUGGACCCAGGGUAUCUUCCUGCUGGAGUACCAGGCGAAGGCUUAUCAGCUGCAGAUAGAGUUCAAAACCAACAAGCUAUAAUGCAUAGAUCGGUUGAGAUUAAUGGCGUUGUUACACGCCUUAAGUGGUGCACCACUUGCGAGUUUUAUAGACCUCCCAGAUGUUCUCAUUGCUCUAUUUGCAAACAUUGUAUUGAUACUUUUGAUCACCAUUGUCCAUGGCUGAACAAUUGCAUUGGAAAGCGAAAUUAUCGAUAUUUUUUUAUAUUUCUUAUUGCUUUAACUGCGCACAUGUUUGGAACCUUUACUGUGACGCUAAGCUUUGUAAUGUUUUAUAAGGAUAAGAUAGGCAACUAUCAAACUAUUAUAGCGUAUCCUCUCAAAAUGAUUAUAUAUUCCAUAUUAUUUAUUUUAUCCUUAACUGAUCAUAGUAUUGUCGUCCUUGUACUUGUUGGAUUGCUUUUAAUCCCAGUUGUGGGAUUAACUGGCUUUCAUAUAUUCCUGGUUUCUAAUGGCAGGACUACAAAUGAACAGGUUACUUUUAAAUAUCGUUUGGGCCUUAAUCCAUUUGAUCGUGGGUGUAUUUAUAAUUGGUUGCACAUUCUUUGUGGGCCGCAAAAUGCCAUAUUUAUAAAUCCACAUAAAAGUAUUAAAAAAUCUGGCAAACUACGAGAUAAAUUCUCUUAUGAGCAAUACAGUGGCAAUCUAUAUUCUUCUUCUGCCCCAGAACCUGCAAACUUUCCACUUGGAGAAGUGAUACAAAACGAUCUAAAAGCUAGUUCGAUGCAACAGGGAAAUCCAGCCCAUCCUGAUUUGCCCAUCCUUGCUGAUAAGAAGAGCUUAAUAGGCUCCUCCAAUGCUUUUCAGUCUUCUGGCCAAGAGGAACUAUGUAAAGAUUUGACUCCUGUCUUGGGCAACGGAAAACCGAGUCGUAUUACCAAUAUCUGCAAAGAAAAUGAUUCUGUCUUGGUCUCUAUUGCUACAGAAAUUUCCCCUGAAUCAUCUGCGAAUUGGAAAGUGAAUGCAAACAAAGUACUACCAACUAGAUUGAGCCCUAGAUUUGGGCAUGCUAAGUUAAUUUCUCCAAAUAUUUCACAUUCGUUGGAGGAUAAGAGUCCGCCAAAAUCCAAUCUUGCUCCUGGUGGUCUUAAAGAAAUGAAAAUUGAUGUUCGUCCAGGAGCACGCGACAAGAAAAAUCUAAAUCAAAGUAUGACGAUUACGCCUAGCCUGCGUAAAUCAUGUCAUACCGGCAGCAAUAGCUCAUCAGAUCAGCAUGAAUCUUUUCCGCCACCCCUACCUCCACAUUCGUCCUCACGUGGGUCUCGUGUUGAGAAUCAAUUAAGUUCAGCGUCUGCUAACUACUCUGGCCGAUAUCCUGUUUUCCACCAUCCGCUCCAUUCAAAUAGCGCUGCCUCUGAAUCUUCUUAUCUGCUCACGGAAUCUUUCUGGCCGCAGGCAUCCUGGCCCACGCCUACUCUUGGAAUGCUGCCCUCAAUGUCCACUGCUGCCGUAGAGGCUGUGGUCGAUGACUUCGAAUCCUGCAAGCAGUUUCAACAACAACGUACACGACAUCCUUCACGCCAGAUGGUUGGGCAUGUACAGCCAUCUCCACCUCCUCUGCCACCACACGGUCAGCCUCUCGCUCUCAGCCCCGAAUCUAAAUCAUGCUUGAACUCCAAUCCAAUCUACUUGGGCUCCAUACCGGUAUCCGCUCAAUUAUCUUCCACAUCUUCGCAAUACCAGCAGCUUCAACAGCAUCUGGCCAUAAACCCUUCUGGUGCCCGCCUGCCCACAAUGCUACCUCCCGCUGUUCCGCCUCACUCCGUCUCACGAGCCAGCUCUUCACAUCGGCAAACUUCUGCUGGCAGCGUUUCCGGUCGACAGCCCUAUGCCAAUGCAGCUGAUACUCGACUUUUGGCACUGGCUUCAAGGGAAUACGCACAGGGUCACGGGCCUUGUCAGGUUGGGACGGGGGGAGCAGUCAGCGCUUCUGAUGACAGCCUUCUUAUGGUAUACCGACGUUCUGCGCCCCAACAGUCGACUCACCAGUAUCAACCAAAAAUGCAGCUUGAAAGAUCUGUAGGCGAGCAUCUCCCACCUCCAGUGCCAUUGCAUUUAGGUGCUGCAGCUGCUCCUGCUAUCCCAUCAUCUUCUACAGGUUCCGUGUCCACUUCUUCAUCCACAGUUUCCACUGCUGUGAAUUGUCCCAAAGCCAACUUUCUGACGGGACAAGUAUCGCAAGGGCGAACAGGACAGUCGAGAUUUGCAGGCACUUUGGCGAACCACUUUUCUUCCCAUCAAUUAACCUCUGCCAACUCUCAGCAAUGUUAUAAACCGAGUCACAUGCUUCGUCAAGAACAACACCUGCUUUUGGAUCCCUUAUCAUAUACCUCGCCUGCUCAUGACGCAUUUCUAAGUGGUCAUGGAUUCUCAGUAUUCUGCGGUCCCGCCGACUCGACACAUUCGGUUUCCAUGUCUCUGCCAGACGCGGCUGCUAUGCUUAGCUCUGAUGAAGGCCAUCCGGUAGAAGGCACUUUUGAGAUAUCCGUCUGA